Messenger RNA from Labrus mixtus (cuckoo wrasse), 2819 nucleotides. RefSeq names its product polymerase (DNA-directed), delta interacting protein 2 (gene poldip2). The record is from RefSeq and is a predicted model, not a curated record. Gene Ontology annotation, biological process: error-free translesion synthesis. Gene Ontology annotation, cellular component: nucleus; mitochondrial nucleoid. Gene Ontology annotation, molecular function: DNA binding. NCBI's taxonomy places the organism in Eukaryota, Metazoa, Chordata, Actinopteri, Labriformes, Labridae. The coding region runs from base 31 to 1164 and encodes 377 amino acids. The transcript is spliced from 11 exons.
CGUGUGAGAGAGCGUGUCAGGUCUGUAAAGAUGGCGGCCUGUGCUUUACGCAGGGGCUUGCUGAGCACUGUCAGUAAAUACAACAAAAAACACGCACACAGGAUACUGAGCGCGGUUGACAGCAGCAGCGGGUUUGAGGUGUACAGACCGAGGGUACAAUGCCGAGCCUGCGGACUGUCCGGUGGUGUCCAGCAGAGGAGGUUUAUGUCGUCACGGAACAGGCCUGAAGGGAAGAUUUUGGAGACAGUCGGAGUGUUUGAGGCCGUGAAGCAACAUGGGAAAUAUGAAACAGGACAGCUCUUUCUCCACAGCGUGUUUGGCUACAGAGGCAUCGUCUUGUUCCCGUGGCACGCCCGACUCUAUGACAGAGAUAUCACCCCUCCCAUGUCUGACAGCAAACCAGACCCCCCCGGAGCACAUGGCUCCAAAGAGGUGAAGGGGAAGACCCACACCUAUUACCAAGUCCUGAUUGACACCAGGGACUGCCCUCACAUAUCUCAGAGGUCCCAGACGGAGGCAGUGACAUUCCUGGCCAACCAUGAUGACAGCAGAGCUCUGUACGCCAUCCCAGGUCUGGACUAUGUGAGCCAUGAAGACAUCCUGCCCUAUAACUCAGCAGAGCAGGCCCCCAUCCAGCACGAGCUGUUUGAGCGCUUCCUCAUGUACAACCCUGCCAAAGCUCCUCCAUUCACAGCCAGAGACACCCUGAAGGCGUGGCAGGAGAAGAACCACCCCUGGCUGGAGCUGUCAGACGUCCACAGGGAGACCACCGAGAACAUCCGCGUCACCGUCAUCCCCUUCUACAUGGGCAUGAGGGAGGCUCAGAACUCCCAUGUUUACUGGUGGAGAUACUGCAUCCGUCUGGAGAACAUGGGCAACGAGGUGGUGCAGCUGAGAGAGAGGCACUGGAGGAUUUUCAGCCUGUCAGGAACUCUGGAGACGGUCAGAGGCCGUGGAGUCGUCGGCAGGGAGCCGGUGUUGUCUAAAGAACAGCCUGCCUUUCAGUACAGCAGCCAUGUGUCUCUACAAGCCCCCAGUGGGCACAUGUGGGGGACAUUUCGUAUUGAGAGAACGGACGGCUCCCACUUCGAUGUUCGCAUUCCCCCUUUCUCCCUGGAGAGCAACAAAGACGACAAAGCGCCCCCUGCUGGCUACACAUUCUAACCACAAAUAGCCACCUCCAACUGCGUGUACAACCCCGGACACACUUUCAGUCCUGGUCCUGUCUGGGUUUUUUUUUAAAUCCUCCUCAUGCCUCAGCCUUCAGCAUAAGACUAGCGUCAGUCAGGUUUAUGCAAAGGGAAUAUAUGUAUAACAAUUUCCAGAUCAUCUCCUCAUCAGGUCGCCCUUUUUCCUGAGUGAGCACAACAGCAGUAUGACAUUGAUUCAAUCACAUAGGGUAGAAAACGGCCUGCAGUUUGUGCGUCUUCACUUCAUGCUGAGUUUGAAGAUGUGCACAGUCAAGUGGAAGAACAUUGGAAGGCAGGGAGGGCAAAUAUUGUUGCCAUGCUGAGCUGCACAUGUUUGCAUCAAAUAGCUGAAAUAUCGAGCAGGAUGUUUCUUGUCUGGGAAUUUUUUUCCCUGCUGAGUUCUGAGUUAAUGAAAAGAGCAUCGACUCUGGUUGAGUGUCACACUGAGGCGGCAGCUGGAAACACAAAGCCAUCACUUCGACUUCAUGUCACAAACUCCUCCUCCCGCUGAUGUUCUCCUUUUGAAUUACUGAAGACAUGACUUUUAUCCUGGACUUUUCCACAUCAUGUUUAAUUUUGACACUAUUCUAUGACAGUUUAGUAAGUUUAAUCACACCCCAGUGAGUCACUUGUGAGAGGGGAAUCAGAUUGACGUCAGCGCCUGUAUUCUUUUUCAUUUUUACAAUAUUGAAGCACAGGAGGAUGAAUCUUAGCAGAAAAGGACUCUUAAUCAAACUGAACCUCUAUGAAAAAAUGAAGAGAAGAAGAAAAGUAAUAUUUUUAUCAGGUGUAAUUUGUGAUACUCCCGUCAUAUUGUUUAAGGAGGCUCUAUCUUAUCUUUGUGACGACACUGUAGCAGCUGUCAAGCCUCUGAGAUGCAGCUUUAUUCAACCCAUUAGGUCACUCUUCACACCUUAACUGCACACUGCUCUCUGUUUAAAUGAUCACAGUUUCAUAAAAAGACUCAACAGCUCCAGAUGUAACACUAGUAUGCAGACCUGAUUAUAAUAUUUGUAUUUCAGAACAUUUUUGAAGGGAUUUUGUUCCUUUUGCACACAGAGAACUACCUCUCUUAAAAACUUUCUUCUAGAAACUCUAAAGUUCAAUCCACUGUGCUUCAGUGUUGAGAAAGAUGAAAUUAAAAACGAUGAAGUGAACCCUUUUAUUAGAAGUGAACUGUUUGUCUUAACGGCCAAAAAAUAUCCCUUCCCUUGCUGGAAAAGCGGUAGGGAGCGGGUCUUAGCUGUCCUGGGAUAACAUGCAGCAUACCGUAAAGUAAUUAAACAAAGCGGCUAGCAGCCAGAGGAGUGUUUGUGUUUGUGUGUGUGUUUGAAAUGUCUACUUUCUUUUCUCUCUCUCUCUCUCUUUGUUUUAAACACCUGAAUGAAGUCUUCAUCCUGCACACAUACAAACAUGCCGUCUGUCUUUUGUUAAGGCUGAGCGCUCGACUUUUCAAACUUCUGUGACGAGAAACAUUAUGAGCCUAAAAGUUCUCUGCUAAGGUGAGGAAGAGAAACUAACAUCUGUGUUUUGACAAGUGAUUUGAAGCUACUAUGAUGGUUAAAAGACUACUGUAAAUAGAGAUGUAAUUAAAGGCUAAACUAAUAAAUAUACCUUUUGAAAAAUAAA